Molecule: messenger RNA, 1001 nt
Organism: Drosophila willistoni
Lineage: Eukaryota; Metazoa; Arthropoda; Insecta; Diptera; Drosophilidae
Product: EF-hand calcium-binding domain-containing protein 1
Exons: 5
Coding region: 1-963 (320 amino acids)
Molecular function (GO): calcium ion binding
Source: RefSeq, a predicted model, not a curated record
AUGGUUAGUCAUGGUAAAACCGGCGGCUCAAAGGGUCGUUCGCCAACACCGACACCCAAUCGUGAUAAUGGAGGUGGAGCAGUUGGCGGCGGCGGUGGCGGUGGAGGUGGAACCGGUGCACAAACAGCAACAGCCGGCAACAACCUUGCCAGAUCCACUCUGCAUGCGAACAAAACCAUAUUGAAAACAGUUUCCGUAUUCCUUGCUAGCGGCAAACGUAACUCGAACAACCAGUCGAAGACCGCCGCGACUGCCCUGCAGAACAAACGGCAACUGCGGCAAAGGAAAAUGGAAGAGCUCAGUGGCAAAAUCAAUCCCAAGCUACUGGACAAUUUGCGUAAAAAGACGCGUUUUACCAAGGAUGAGUUAGAUGCCCUUUGUCGCAUCUAUCGUAAAUUGGUAUCCAAUUGUCAAUAUGCGGCCAAAACGUUGGCCUCCAGCUCAUCGAGUGCUGCCAUUGCCAAGCCCCAUGCAGCUGUCGAGGGCAUCGAUCGCAUUGUAUUCCGUGAACUAUUGCAUAGCACUUUUGAUAUUGUUACCGAGGAGAUACUAAUGGAACGGAUAUUCUGCAGCUGGGACAAGGCCCAUGAGGGUUUGCCGCUGCGUUUGGAGGGCUGGCUAAUUGGUCUAUCCACGUUUUUGCGUGGCACCGCCACAGAACGGGCUGCAUUUUGUUUUCGGGUAUAUGAUUUGAACACCGAUGGAUUCAUUACCAAGGAUGAGAUGUUUACAUUGCUGCGCAAUUGUCUGAUUAAGCAGCCGCAGGACGAAGAUCCCGAUGAGGGUGUCAAGGAUUUAGUGGAAAUUGUCUUGAAGAAAUUCGACAUAGACAAAGAUGGCAAGGUUUCAUUGGAGGAUUUCAUGGCCACUGUGACGGCUGAACCAUUGCUCAUUGAGGCAUUCGGACAGUGCCUGCCCACAGAUAGUGCUGUCGUCUCAUUUUUCUCUACGCUCCAAGUUUAAUUUAAGUCAUCUAGUUGUUUUUCUAACUUCAAGUUGGA